Plectropomus leopardus (leopard coralgrouper) is the source of this 3931-nucleotide messenger RNA. Its product is annotated as protein ABHD15. Gene Ontology annotation, biological process: lipid metabolic process. The record is from RefSeq and is a predicted model, not a curated record. Gene Ontology annotation, molecular function: short-chain carboxylesterase activity; monoacylglycerol lipase activity. NCBI's taxonomy places the organism in Eukaryota, Metazoa, Chordata, Actinopteri, Perciformes, Serranidae.
CAUUAUCACACAAUUUUCGCAAUGGCAUCAUUUGUAUGGGAUUGUUUGCUCUGUUUUCUCCCAUCAGUACUACUUCUACUUCUGUCUUUGUCUUUGCGCUGGCCAAUGGUGCGUUUUUGGACGAGGCUGGCUGUCAGAGCGGCAGGCUGGAGACUCUGGGUCAUUAUUUGCUUGAUCCUGGAGCUGCCGCUAGACAGGAAUACAAGCACAUGGACAGAUGAGACCGGAUCACCAGGGACAGAUAUUUUGUCUGGGUCAGGUCAGGCCUCAGAUGGGCCCAGGCUUAUCUGCAAACCCACUGCGCUGGCCAAAUAUCUGCUCCGGCACUGUGGCUCUCUGGCCAGGCCAAGACUGGCAUCCUGGCCCAAGGGAGACCCCCAUCUCCAGACUCUGUCCAGCCUGCUGUAUGGACAGCAUGGAGACACAUUACAGUUCACUAGAGACAAUCUGUUACUGAGAGAUGGGGGUAUUGUGGCUCUGGACUGGGCUGUGGGGACGAAACUUGGUGAGGCGGUCGGAAGGAAGAGGUGGGAGGGGAGAAAGGAGCAUCAGUCAGGGGGAAAGACGCUAGGCUGCUUCACCACAGCGCCUCCUGUCCUUCUUCUCAUCCCCGAGUCCUGGGGAGGGAUGACACCCCACCUAAAGGUGCUGUGCCAUCAGGCUGUGCUUCAGGGCUUUUAUGUGGUGGUAUUUCACAGUCGAGGCACGGCGGGGUGCCCACUGACCACAGCGCGACUAACCGAGUUUGGAGACCCAGCUGAUCUUGAGCAGGCGGUGGCUUAUGUCCGCAGUCGGCAUCCAUCCUCUGUUAUGGUUGCAGUGAGUGAAGGUUCAGGCUCAGGGAUUCUUCUUUCCUAUUUGGGGGAGUGUGGAUCAGGUUCAUACCUGACAGCAGCUGCAGCCAUCUCACCUGUGCUCCAAGGACAGCUGUGGUUUGAAACAGCCAUGCCUCCUAUUUAUCGCUGGGGGGUGUUGUUUCACCGGAAACUGCAACUCAGUAGAUAUGCAAGUUCCUUCAGAGGAGUCCUGGAUGUGGAUCGGGCCCUCAGUUGUUCCUCCCUCAGAGACUUUGAGGAAACACUCUCAUGCUCUUCAUCCCAGCUUCAGCAAAGGACCCCCAGAUUUUCAAUAAGCUCUCUAAAUUCAGGAUCUCAUUUCCCACGGGGCCUGGCACCUUCAGUGGCCUGGGCACUGGGCGAGAGGGCUUACCCAGCCAAGGACUGGGACAACUACUGGGAGAGGAACGAACCACUGAGAGACGCAGAUGAGGUGGCCGUCCCUGUGCUCUGCAUCUGCAGCCGCGACGACCCUCUCCUCCCGCCUGCCUCCACUUUGCCGCUUCCCCUUUUCCAGAGCAAUCCUUAUUUCCUUCUAGUGUUGACAGACAAAGGAGGGCACUGUGGGUUCACUCUGGAGGAGCAAGAAGAGAUGGAGGGAGGAAGCACUGGAAAUGAGGAGGCGGAGGAAGGUAACUGGAGUCAUAUCGCAGUUCUGGAGUACUUCAGAGUAGUAGCUGAUUUCCUAAAAGGGGAUGAGAGGGACAGAGUUACCUCAGAUGCUUUACUAGAAAACAGUCAGGCUGGGCAGAGGAACAGGACCAGCAAUGUGGCUCCUCCCCGCAGGAGGAGAGCAAACGUGAUGCGGAGGCACAGACUGCAGGCAUCUGGGGAGAGCAGUGCGGAUGCAGAGGAAGGGGGCUUCACCUGGAAGAGGUCGUACACACGCUGAGGAGGAAGAGAAAGUGAAGGCUGAGAUCUGCAGAGAGACUUUGGACAACAUUUCCUCAUUAAUCUCUACUGACAUCUUAAGUUAUAAUAAUGACAGUUCCACAACCAACCUGGGAGGAGAAUCAGCAAAAUCAGAGCAGUAGACGAACAAAUCUUAAUUUUUCACUAAGCCAAAUUAGUAAAAGAGGACAGAAGACACAUGGCCUUUAGAUAGACAAAAAACAAACACAAAAAGUCUCAGAACAUAAAGAAGCAGCUUUAAGACAAAUACACAUCAAAGAGUAGCACUAAAUCAGUUCAAAUUUGUAUCAUACCACAGACAUUUAUGACAAAAAAAAGAAUUCAGAUAUUCAAACUAAAGUCAAAACGUUUUCAACAAAAACACCAUUGGACAAAGAAAUAUUAAAAUUACUUUAUUACAGAUGAUUCUUUAUCCAGUAGCCCUCUUCCAACAAAAAAUAGUAAUUACAAACAAAAUAUUACAUUUAUCCCCUAAACUUUGUUUCUCAAUUUCUUUUAUACAUUUUAAAUCACUUUGUCAUCUGUAAGGAAUAGCUUUUCUCUUCUGCUAUGCGACAUUCAGCUUUUUGCACAAUCUAUACAAUUUAAUACAGUUUAAUACAGGUCUCUGGACUACGGAGAACAAAACAGCAAGAUCCACCAAAUGACAGGAGAGAUAAAGGGAAUACUGAUAAACAGACUGUACAGAGACGUAACCCUGCCUCCCGCCUACUUUCAGCCAACGGCAGCCGCCCCUCAGAGGGGGAUCACAGUAGACUCUUUGAUCUGGUCAAUCACUUGUGCAAUCAGUGCAACUGAUCCAGUUCAGAGUGACCAAGGUCUAAAGCUAGACUCUGCCCCAACUGCCUCGCUAAACACCUGGGUGUCCUAGUAAACACAAGAAGAGGUCUAAAAAAAAUCUGCCACCCUCUGCAGACAUCAUCAGGAAAAUUUAACAACCCUUUCUGACAUAAAGGGAAAUAAAACACUACAGAAGAGGAGAAAGGGGUUGAUAAAAGAUGUUGGGUACAAUGGCAUACUGGCUGAAGAGAGAAGUGGGACCACCACAUUCUGUUUUUUUUUCUUCUGUUUUCAGAACUGAGCCAAGAAAAACAACAGGAUUAUAAACUCUGAGUGCAGGGUGGUGAGACUUAAAAAAGGCAAAUACUUAAGUGCAGUGUGAAAAUGUUUUGUGUGUAACCACAACAGAGGAGGGCGCGCGUUUCAUGAAUGAAAAUUAUAUCCAUGGAUCCCACAACACCUAACAGUAACCCUUUGUAAAUAUUAAACAUAUAUUUUCACUGUCUUGUGCAAGAAUUUCGGUUGUGGAGCACACAUCGUAUUCUUUAUGAAGCCAAAUGUUUUUCAGAUUCUAUCGAUCUUUGAAAGACAGUUCUUUCUGUUUCUGUCAUUAUAACCUUGACUUUAGGCUCGAGUCUUUUAAAAACGAUGAGAAAACCUAAAUGGACAAGUUGAGUCUUCUAUGUUGGGUAUAAUGUCAGUAAAAUAUAGCCAUUGCUAAGGCAAAGGCUACACCUAGCUAGAUUUCAAAUUAUGUGCAAAUCAUCUUCAUUCAGCAUUACACAAAAAUGUUGCCAUUUCCUUGAGGCAAUCUGACCUACGUAGAGCUGUGUUGUUAUCAUUCACAACAGAAUACCUGUAACAAGUUUCAUAAAUCGCAGCUGCAAGUAAGACAGUGAAAACCCAGCGGCUGUGAAUCAAACGUUCAUCUGAAUACCGACGGUCUAAAACCACAUCACUGUGUCUGCAUCACAAGUAGUUAAUUUGCCUUUGAUUUGUCAAUUAGAUUUCCAUAUUUUCAAAUUCAAAAUAUACAAUAUUAACAGGUUUCCUGUACAUUCCACCUCUGAAAAUCAUAUAAUGCAUAAUCUCUGCAUUUCUCCAUAAGACUUCCACCUUUAUCUCUACUUCUCUAUAAUCCUUUUUUAUAGAUUUAUAUAAUAAUACAUAUACAUUUGUUUUUUUCUUCUUCCUUUCUUAGACUUAAAGAGCUCUUCCCCGAUAGCUCAGGGAGGGGAUGAGACCACACCAGGCUCAGGAGGGGAGGAAACGAAGGUGGGGGAAUCAGGGAGAUGGAUGGUCACAACAUGACAUCGGGGUCACCGGGGGUGAGACAGAGCAGGGUGUCAGACUGGGGAAGGUUGCAGGGGCAUGGCAGCGGAGAUCACAGCAUCACCGCCCAU